GCAGUUCCGCGUUCCUGCAGAGCUGCUAUGGAGUCAGUGGUUCCCAGCGUCUUCCUACUUAUGGUCAACGGGCAGGUGGAGAGCGCCCAGUUUCCAGAAUAUGAUGACCUCUACUGCAAGUACUGCUUCGUGUAUGGGCAGGACUGGGCUCCCACGGCGGUAAGCUGGACUCUUGGGCCUCCCUUGAUUGGUUUGGAGGAGGGCAUCUCACAGAUCACAUCCAAGAGUCAAGAUACGCGGCAACUGCUAACAUGGAACUUUCCCAUCGAUGUUACCUUUAAAAGCACCAACCCCUCUGGCUGGCCACAGAUCGUGCUCAGUGUGUAUGGACCGGAUUUAUUUGGGAAUGAUGUGGUCCGAGGCUAUGGGGUGGUGCACAUACCCUUCUCACCUGGCCGACACAAAAGGACCAUCCCCAUGUUUGUCCCUGAAUCUACAUCUAAGGUGCAAAAGUUUACAAGCUGGUUCAUGGGACGGCGGCCAGAGUACACAGACCCCAAGGUGGUGGCUCAGGGUGAAGGCCGAGAAGUGACUCGAGUCCGCUCCCAAGGCUUCAUCACCCUCCUCUUCAACGUGGUCACCAAGGACAUGAAGAAGCUGGGCUAUGACACCGGGCCUGUGGACUCACAGGGUAUCUUGACACCCAACCAGCCCCAGAACAUCCUCUAGCGAAGGCCUUAGCUGUUGCCCCCCAUCAGGCAUUGAAGACCCACUGGUUCUCCUCAUUGCUGCCCAUUUAAUGGAUUAGAAGCAUAGCCUUUGGAAAAGUGUUUUUAUAUAAUAAAGUGUCACAUUUCUAGA
Molecule: messenger RNA, 801 nt
Organism: Echinops telfairi (small Madagascar hedgehog)
Lineage: Eukaryota; Metazoa; Chordata; Mammalia; Afrosoricida; Tenrecidae
Gene: B9D1
Product: B9 domain containing 1
Exons: 7
Coding region: 28-669 (213 amino acids)
Biological process (GO): cilium assembly
Cellular component (GO): MKS complex
Source: RefSeq, a predicted model, not a curated record